Messenger RNA from Histoplasma capsulatum G186AR, 1165 nucleotides. Its product is annotated as XAP5 domain-containing protein. The coding region runs from base 29 to 1165 and encodes 378 amino acids. Gene Ontology annotation, cellular component: nucleus. The record is from RefSeq and is a predicted model, not a curated record. The transcript has 3 exons. Gene Ontology annotation, biological process: chromatin organization. NCBI's taxonomy places the organism in Eukaryota, Fungi, Ascomycota, Eurotiomycetes, Onygenales, Ajellomycetaceae.
UGCGUUUGCCUUCUUUUGCCUAUACAAAAUGCCACCGUCUUUAGAUCCUCAAAGCCGAAAGUCCACUCCCCGUUCAUUUAUGAACCAGACCGCCUCUGCCGAAGACUUGUUGAAGUCGCAAACUGUUGGUCUGGUUCACCUCUCCGACUUCAGGAAAAGACGAGCUGAGGUUCUCGAACAAAAGGAAAGAGAGGCGCAUGAUAAAUCUCUUGGAAGAUUCGCUCAAGGGACAUCCAGGAGCGCCACCCCUUCUGGUGGAGAAACAACUGAUGGUGCACUGACACCACAAAAUGGGUCUGCGGAACAACACCCCAAGAAAAGGAAGAAGAAGCUAGGUAAUCUUUCGAAAAGCAAAUUAUCUUUUGGCGACAAUGACGUGGAGGAUGCCUCAGAGGCUUCUGGCACAUUAUCAGUGGAUGCCGGUGAUCGGAAUUCCCCAACGAAAACUCCCGCGGAAGGCAGUCCAAAACCCCCCGCACGACGCAUCGCGCCCAACCCAAACCUUUCUGUCCCCCCCCCAAAAGUUAUCACAAAAUCCGCCUUGGAAGCUGAAGCACAAACUCGAGAUGCACUCCGGCGUGAAUUUUUGGCGCUUCAAGAGAGGGUCAAAGCGACUGAGAUAUUGAUUCCGUUUGUGUUUUACGAUGGGACAAAUAUUCCUGCCGGGACUGCGAAAGUGAAGAAAGGUGAUCCGAUAUGGGUUUUUCUUGAACGGUGCCGGAAAGUAGGAGCGGAAUUGGGCAUUGGCGGUGCUGGCGGGGGCGGUAGGAGUGGUAGAGGCCGUAGGGACUAUCGUAGGGAAUGGGCAAGGGUUGGUGUUGAUGAUUUGAUGUGUGUUAGGGGGAACAUAAUUAUUCCACAUCAUUAUGAAUUUUAUUAUUUUAUUGCGAACCGAGUCCCGAGUUUCACCACUGCGGGAGGGCUACUCUUCGACUACUCAAAUACGGUACCGCCGCAGUCUAGCGAAGAUCCUGAAUCGGAACCCACUCUGGAAGGUGCGGAUAUGGACCCAACUUUGACCAAGGUAGUGGACCGCAGAUGGUUCGAAAGAAACAAGCAUAUCUUCCCCGCGAGCCUCUGGCGAGAAUACGAGCCUGGAAAGGAGUUUGAGGAAAAGAUGGGAAGCAUUAGGAGGGAUAACAAAGGCAACGCUUUCUUUUUUUAA